Paraglomus brasilianum is the source of this 579-nucleotide messenger RNA. NCBI's taxonomy places the organism in Eukaryota, Fungi, Glomeromycota, Glomeromycetes, Paraglomerales, Paraglomeraceae. The record is from the annotation of a GenBank genome assembly.
AAGUAUCAACAACAUUUAAAUCGGAGAAAUCCUUGCCGACCUAAGAAUCUUACUCAGACACAGGGUGUCCUGCUUCGCAGAGCUCCAGUCAUUCAAAAUUCUGCUGAAAACCCAACCCCGACGCAAAAUAUACCACCAGCUGAAUAUCCGAUUCAGACGCAAAACCAAGCCCCAGAAGGUGAUCUCAUAUCAUUUGACGAAAACCCACCGACGCACCAACCAACCCAGCCGAGAGAGGCAAGUGCGCCGGCAGUCGACCUUUUAAUUGAUUUAACAAUAGAUGAAUUAAUAAAAAGGCUAUCAAAACCAAGUGAUGAUGUGGAACAUCGAAGCUCUGCUUCUUCUGAAUAUGAUACCGCUGAAGAAGAACCAGAUAUUUAUUUCGAAAAAAUCAAAGAUCCAUAUAUUAAUAGAAAAUCGGAAGCAGAAAAUUUAAAUGAAAGUGAGGUAUGUAAUUAUUACGCAUUUGUUCCAGAAGGAUACUAUGCCGAAAGUGAAGCAUUAGGCUUCUUUGAAUCAAUCGAAGAAAAAAUUGCUGAUGUUUAUAGAAGAGAAUUAUUAUUAAAGGGCGGAUUGAAG